GCGCAUGCAAAUUGAAACUUGGUUUGAUCCGGCCCCAGCCUCCUCCAUCGAUUUCGCGCUUUUACCCGAAAGCGGUGGGCAAGCAGUAAAAUCGGGAGCGCCAACAUCAAUCUCCGCCCCAAGAGGCCAAAGGUGAAACAAUAGCGUUGUUUCCACUCUUGGUCAUUCCUCGUCCGUUUCUAUUCUCCCCUUUUACCAUUUCACGACCCCCAAACCUCUUUGUGGCAGAGUUCGACCUAUCACCAUGGUCGCGGCCUCGAUGCACGCUCUCUGUUCUUCGAAUCUGCCCAAAAGGUUUCGGCAUUCUGCCUGAAUUCAAGCUCUAUUGAAUCGCUUUAAUCUCGUACGCCAUGGAAAUGGCUUCCAGUCCUCGAACUGUAGAAGAGAUCUUCAAGGAUUACAGCGGUAGACGAGCUGGCCUUGUUCGUGCCUUAACCUAUGAUGUUGAUGAUUUUUAUGGCCUCUGUGAUCCAGAUAAGGAGAACCUGUGUCUGUAUGGACACCCAAAUGAAACUUGGGAAGUUACUCUUCCGGCAGAGGAAGUUCCACCAGAACUUCCUGAACCUGCACUUGGGAUUAAUUUUGCAAGGGAUGGUAUGAACCGUAGGGACUGGCUGUCUCUGGUUGCUGUGCACAGUGAUUCAUGGUUGCUUUCUGUUGCUUUUUAUCUUGGUGCUCGCCUUAACCGCAAUGAAAGAAAGCGUCUGUUUAGCUUGAUCAACGAUCUGCCCACUGUCUUUGAGGUUGUCACAGAAAGGAAGCCUGUGAAAGACAAGCCCACCAUGGAUAGUGGAAGUAAAUCCCGUGCUAGUACAAAGAGAUCAAGUGAUGGACAAGUUAAAGGCAACCCGAGACUUGCAGAUGAAAGUUACGAGGAAGAUGAAGAUGAACAUAGUGAAACCCUUUGUGGAAGCUGCGGUGGAAACUACAACGCUGAUGAGUUUUGGAUUGGUUGCGACAUUUGUGAGAAGUGGUUCCAUGGAAAGUGUGUGAAGAUUACCCCAGCAAAGGCUGAGAGUAUUAAGCAGUACAAAUGCCCAUCUUGCAGCUUGAAGAGGGGUAGACAGCCGUAGUCACUGAAACCAAUAGAGGCAGAUUUAACAGGGUUGUUUUGGUGAACUGACAAAAAUUAGUAUAGCAAUUUAACAUUUUAAAGCUUGUGAUAGGUUUGGAUUUGUAAUAUUUGUCUAUUACAGAUGCACUGUCAAAAGGGUUGAAAUCUGUUUUCUUGCCCUCAAAACCCAUGGACCCUGCAAUUUUUUUUUUUUUUCCUUCCAGUUUAUGGCAUGCUUGAAUAACAUUUGCUUGGUAGAA
Malania oleifera is the source of this 1314-nucleotide messenger RNA. Its product is annotated as PHD finger protein ALFIN-LIKE 1-like. The transcript is spliced from 5 exons. Gene Ontology annotation, biological process: regulation of DNA-templated transcription. NCBI's taxonomy places the organism in Eukaryota, Viridiplantae, Streptophyta, Magnoliopsida, Santalales, Ximeniaceae. Gene Ontology annotation, cellular component: nucleus. The record is from RefSeq and is a predicted model, not a curated record. Gene Ontology annotation, molecular function: histone binding; transcription coregulator activity; transcription cis-regulatory region binding. Bases 351 to 1073 code for a protein of 240 amino acids.